Molecule: messenger RNA, 1310 nt
Organism: Symbiodinium necroappetens
Lineage: Eukaryota; Dinophyceae; Suessiales; Symbiodiniaceae
Source: the annotation of a GenBank genome assembly
GUCAUCGUGCUUUCGGCCUUGGGGCGGCGCCAUGGCUGGUCUGGGAUCUCAUUGGCGAGCCCCGUGCCAUCUUCGCCUGGGAGGUGGCGGCGAUCCAGGUCGCCGAUUACCACAUUCCUGGAAUACGCCACCGUGGCGACAUCAUCGAGGACACGCGCGAGGACAUCGCCGCCGAGAUCAGACAUAUCGACGCCCAAGCCGAGUGCCUCAUCCUCUUCACAGCGGCGCCGCCGUGUCAGGACUUCUCUCGGGUCGGCGACCGCGACGGACACGCCGGGAAUCGUCACACACGACCCGUCCACGGCGGAGCGCUGGACCUGCUACAUCGCUGCUGGGAUCGCCUACGCCUAGACUCGCCGCGGGCCGCGCCGGACAGCUUCGACCUCGACGGCCUCAAGUUCUCCGAUGCAGUGGCAUCCGGCCGAAUACGACUCCCGUGUUCGACCACGCCGGCCGCCGAUGAGAGGGGGAGACCACCGCCGCGAUCCAUGCGGGGCAAGGUCACGACGGAUGUCCAGCAGCGGUGGUUAACGCCGUGGCACUACCAGCGCGACGCCAUGCUCGCCGAUGAUCAGGGGAAGUUGGUGGUGCUGACGCCGGGCGCCAAGGAAGCUGCACCACAGGCCAAAAAACUUCACGGCGCAGACGGCGAAAGGCGAACUGGAACCCAGGACCCGCCACCGGCUCCUCGUGAACUCCUUCGCCGUUUGGGCUACCCCGACCUCAAGGCGCUCACCGAGGACAUGCCGACGGGAUCCAACGGGAAGUACCAGAACCAGAACCCGGUGCCCAUCGCCGACCUCAUCGCGACCAACGCCGAGUAUGUUCGGCGCAAGGACGAGGACCUCGACGAGUCCGCCGCCGACGGCUUCCAGGAACUCUUCGCCGCCCUCGGCUUCCUCACUAAGAAGUCCAAGGUGUUCGCCCAGAUCAUCGCCUUCGCCGCCUUCGCCAGGAUGAUGCCGCCGAUCGUCGUGGCCUUCAUCGACAACACGGCGGGUCAAGCGGCGCUGACGAAGGGCUACGGCAAGGACGCAGCGGUCAACGGCAUGAUCUCCGCCUUUUGGACACUCGCCGCACGCCGCGACUGGUUUGUGGAGUUCGAGAGGGUGCCCUCCAAGGCCAACGUCGCCGAUGCCGUUUCCCGCGACGACUUCUCCAGGGCACGCCGUGAAGGCUGGACCCGAGUCAACAGCCGGGACGCCGAGGUCAUGGAAAUCUUGGCGAAAGCCGUCGCCGACAUCGAGUUCGCCAACACUACGGCGGCUGACGAGAUGAUCAUGACGGCGAGUUUAACGAAACUGGACUGA